GGAGCAUAAGUGUCACAUCUGUCAUUCGUGAUAUUUUCACACAUCAAAAUUUCACACCAAAAAAUAUUAUUCAAUUUAAUCGAACCGAAGAAGACCACAAAAGCUACGCAAUGACUGAAUCCCAAACGGGGGGCGUAACGCCCAUGGCUAUAGCCGGCCGUAUGGUCAGUGAACGCGAGCGUUUACUUGGUAUGUCGGCUGAAGAACGAGCCUGGAGAGCUCAAUGGUUGAAGGAUCAACGUCUAGCACCACAUGAACCGGUGCAUAUUCCCGAGCUGUAUAGAUUGAAUCCCAUCCGACGAUUCUAUAAAGCUCCGUUGAACCAAGUCGAAUCAAUGUUGGCCCCUGUGUUGGGUAAAUCGAAAGCUUUUGCGGUUCGUUUUUGGGCUGGAAAAUUUGUAAUGGUUGCCGCAUCGAUCUAUGCAACUGCAUACUACUUCAAAUAUAAUGCGAAUGAUUGGACGAGAAAGGGUGGCUGGCGUGUCUUAUCUUCGAGGAAAGCCGUCAAUAAAGGAGAUCCAGGCUAUCCAAUGACUACAAAUAAAGUAGCGUCCGACUAUGCAGUAAGAGGUUUCAAACAGGCUCCCAUUUAAUGUUUUUGUUGUUGUUGUUGUAAAUAAAAACGAAUGGAGCGAAUUAUGAUGAAAAUAAACACAACAAUCGGUUAGUAUUUGGAGAUUAAAAA
Molecule: messenger RNA, 685 nt
Organism: Bradysia coprophila
Lineage: Eukaryota; Metazoa; Arthropoda; Insecta; Diptera; Sciaridae
Gene: ND-B17
Product: NADH dehydrogenase (ubiquinone) B17 subunit
Biological process (GO): mitochondrial electron transport, NADH to ubiquinone
Source: RefSeq, a predicted model, not a curated record